Molecule: messenger RNA, 899 nt
Organism: Aspergillus glaucus CBS 516.65
Lineage: Eukaryota; Fungi; Ascomycota; Eurotiomycetes; Eurotiales; Aspergillaceae
Exons: 1
Coding region: 217-687 (156 amino acids)
Source: RefSeq, a predicted model, not a curated record
CUGAACUCUGUACUACCAAGUGUGACCGCAUUACCAUACACUGUACUCAUCCCUGUCGAUCUCACUCCACCGUCAAGUGCCACUGCCUAUCCUCAUCACAGCUCCAACUCUUUCGCCUCUCUAUCAAAAUCACGCAACAUUCUAAAUGGCUCGUGCCCAUGGCAAAUGGCAAAAUAAACUCUCCAGGUCAACUCCGGAGUAAAAUGAACCUGCGGAAUGGAGAGCCAGGAACAUAAUUUUGAGACUACGCUAUUGUUCUUCGCUGACCAUCUUCCGAAUAACUAUUUAUUUGCUAUGACCCUCUCCCCUCCCCGAUGGAAACUAGCGGCUGUAGAAAACGAAAUGAACAAUCACUCGGACCACCUUGUCGCACUGGAAACUGGAUCGAACGAGGCAUGCACUUUCCCGAGUUGGCAAGAGAAUUCCCCCUACACCGAGUACGAGUUCUUGCCCAGACGCACCGGUCAUUUCACAGAACAUUCGGUCACACAGGAGAGCACAGAUGAUCAGGAGGAUUCCGAAUCCGAUUGCUCCGAGAACAAAACAAACGUCUCCAUCACAGUGGAAACAUCUCCCAGCCGGUGCAUUAUUGAGAUCGCUGGAACCCGGCAGGAGAACUGGCACCACCCAGAAACUUUGAGUAACACAAGGCGCCGUUUGCUUUGCUGUCCCGUCUUUGAUGAUUGAGUUUUGUAGGAUUCCUCCGUGCAGGACUCGAGAACUCUUUGCUAGUACUCUGCACAUAGUUCGGAGUCCCAUCUCCUUCUGGUUCGGAUGAGUAGAUCUUCUGCAGCUGCCAAAUCCCGUGUACCUUCGCUGUCGAGGAUUAACUUCCACCUCUCCUUGUCCCUAUCACAUCCCUCAAUAAGAGUCCGCAGAGCAUGCUGCUUCCGGUUUCC